AUGCACAGCUACAAGAACGCCGUACAUACGAAUGUGUAUCAAACAGGUGGUCUUGACGGGAAGCAGUGAAAAAGAGGCGGGCUCCGUUUGUGUUCAUUAUGCCGCGCCAAAAUUGAACUGAAAAAAGUAGCGUUGCGAUCGCGCCCCGAUAUCGAACGAUAACGUAAUGUAAAGCCGCCGCCGACGAUGCGACGAUUUGCAAAGCCAUAGACAAUCAGAAGAAGGGAGAUAAAAAUACCUUAGAAUCACAGAAGUUUGAUACCAUUCUGAAGUAAAUAUGGCUGAGCUAGCUUCCACUAUGACAGGCAUGUUGUUGCCAAAUCACUUCCAACCCCUGGACCAUGACAGUGAGAGUGAUGAUGAAUCUAUGGAGUAUGGGGGCAGCAUACAAAUUCCUUUCUCUUCCAUGUUGGAGACAAGCGAUAGCAGGGAUGGACGAGAAUCCAAAUCAAGUAGCCCCAAUGUCAGUGUCGAGUACCUACCCCAUAUGAAUCUUAAACAGAGGACAGAAGGAAGCUGGAAUCACAUGGAUUCCUCAAAUCUUACAAACGACUCUGGUUUUACCCCAAAUUCAUCAGGGUUCAGUGCGGACCUCAGUUCAAGCGGGGGCUUCUCGUCGUGUGACCUUAGCUUUAACCUGAAGAACUCAUCCAUGAAUCGUGGGGUAUCUUUAAGAACUCAGCAGCUACAUGUAGGUGGUCCUGCGCAACCUGUUACCCCAACAAAACUACAGGACACAAAUCUGGUACGCAACGAUGACCCCUUGACCCCUACGGCGAACCUCAAGAUGCUGCUUAGUGCAAUGAGUCCGGAGAUCAGAAACAUGGAGAACAAAAAGAAAAAAGCGAGAUUGUUUGAUGACAUGGUCGAAGCAGCGUCACAAGGGACAGUAUUACCUAGACCCCAAGGAACAGUGUCAUCCUCCAACCUUGACACCUCCACUAUGAACUCAUCAUCUGGAAAUGAAACAUCAUUCCUUUUGUCACCUUCAGAUGAAAACGGAGCAGAAGAAGGAGAGAAAAACAACAGAAAAGCCAAGUCACUCGGAUUACUUUGUCAAAAAUUCUUGACAAAAUAUCCUGAUUACCCGAAAGAUGGAAAGGCCAUGGAUAUUUCCCUGGAUCAGAUCUCUAAAGAUUUGAACGUUGAGAGAAGAAGAAUCUAUGACAUUGUGAACGUCCUUGAGAGUGUUGAGAUGGUCAGCCGGAGAGCUAAGAACAGAUACCUGUGGCAUGGCAGGACACACCUCUACAGGACACUAGCAAAACUCAAGUGCCUAGGUCAGAGACAGAAGUUUGCUGAGCAGCUAGCUCUCCUUCACAGUCGAUUAGAAGACGGGAGUUUAUCGAUGGAUGAAAGCAAAUCACCGGUAUACGGACCGGACAGGACGAUGGGAGACGUUGCUAAGCAACCACUCCAGGACGUUGCUAGGCAACCUCUUCAGGAUAUCAGCAACUUCUUGAAGUCUCCGGUGGAGACGGAGAUGAGGAAAAAUGGGAGAGAGAACUGGGAAGAUGAUACAAAGAGAGAUAAGACGUUAGGAGUGAUGAGCCAGAAGUUCAUCAUGCUCUUCUUAGUGUGUAAGGAUCGAAUCAUCUCAUUGGACGUAGCUGCCAGGAUCCUGAAAGGAGACCAGAAUUAUCAGAUCGGAGAGAAUGCAAAGUUUAAGACUAAAGUAAGAAGGCUGUAUGACAUUGCAAACAUCUUGACCAGUCUGAAGCUGAUUGAGAAGAUUCACCUGUCUGAGGGACGCAGUCGUAAGCCAGCGUUCAGGUGGAUUGGACCUGAUCCAGAUACAAGUCAUGUCGACUGGAGUGAACUUCCAACAGGCACUAAACCAACUCAGAAGCAUUCCUACUUCCCUCUCCCUCCUGUGAGUUCUGAUUCCUGGUCUUCCAACCCCACCCACAAACAAACCCCAGCGAUGGUCAAGCUACCCCUCGGCAAGACCACGCCCCUCAAGUCCCGCCUCACCUGGAGUCGGACUGCAUCCUUUAGCGCCAUCUGUGAGGUGGCAGAGCAGGAGUGCCGCAAGUAUUCCUCAGCCCCAAGCAGUCCCGUCAAGGACGAGGAGGAGGAUGAGGAUGAGAAUGAAGAGAAUAGCUCUUCUUCGACCCUUAGCAACGGCACCAAAAAAGAGGAAGAUUUCAUUCAGGAGUUUCAAGCCCUGCGAAACAAGUACCCUGCCUGCGUGUCCAGACUGUUGUUCUCUGGCCCAGCUGUGACCCCAUCUGACCCUUCACCCCUGACCCCUGACCCAGCACCAUUGACCCCUGAGUCCUUGCAGUAUCAGCUAAGCCCAAGAGAGACCUCUCAGAUGACCACGAUGGGGGUAGCCAGCCCCAGAGGCCAGGGAGGAGAAUGUAGUAGUGCUUCCAAGAGUAAAGCACAGAAAGUGGUCUAUGUCCAGAGAUUUGUCCCUUUGCUGAAUGCCAAUACCAUGGCGGCCGUGCAAGCAAGCUCCUCCCACCAAACGGAUCCCAGCAACCCUACCAUCGUGACUGGAAACCGAACCAUCGUCGCACCAAACAGCGCCCUCGUAGGUGGGCCACACCCUGCUGUGAUAUCACCCACCCCAGGCUCCGUCAUCCGUCUACUCCCGAUGAGACAAGAGAAUUGGGUUCAGCUUCCUCAUGGCAAUGAUAUCGGCUCUAGGAAUGCCGCCAAUGGUACUCAUCAUGAGACUGCAAGCUCAGUAACUCAGGCAGAGUCGGGAGGACCACUAAUCAAGUGUGCUGGAGUUCCUAACUCCAACCAAUUAGUGACCAUCAUACGACGCAGCAAGCGAGCGGUCAAGCUUGCGCUGGACAAGGAGUUUGAAUACCAUCCUAUAAUCAAGAAGGUCAAGUCAGAAACAAAUGUUGAGAAUCCCCCUGUCAAGGUAGCGGUCUCUGAGCCUGCCAAGAAUCCCAAGAAUCCCACCGUGAUCAUCACCCACCCCACCCCUCUUGUCUCCAUGCCUGAAGGACCCCACCCCCAAGCACACACCCCAGCACCCCACCCACAACACCAUGCUGCCCAAGUAGAAACAGGACAAGAUGAAAAGAGUAGGAUUGUGGACAGGUCUCUGAUUCAGUUCAGUUUCAAUGCACCAACGCCACCAACCAAGGGAUUAUUUUGGAUUACCAGACACUAA
This is a messenger RNA of Strongylocentrotus purpuratus (purple sea urchin), 3136 nucleotides long. RefSeq names its product transcription factor E2F8. Gene Ontology annotation, molecular function: DNA-binding transcription factor activity, RNA polymerase II-specific; RNA polymerase II cis-regulatory region sequence-specific DNA binding. Gene Ontology annotation, biological process: regulation of transcription by RNA polymerase II. NCBI's taxonomy places the organism in Eukaryota, Metazoa, Echinodermata, Echinoidea, Camarodonta, Strongylocentrotidae. The transcript is spliced from 16 exons. The record is from RefSeq and is a predicted model, not a curated record. The coding region runs from base 278 to 3136 and encodes 952 amino acids. Gene Ontology annotation, cellular component: RNA polymerase II transcription regulator complex.